Molecule: messenger RNA, 673 nt
Organism: Oncorhynchus tshawytscha (Chinook salmon)
Lineage: Eukaryota; Metazoa; Chordata; Actinopteri; Salmoniformes; Salmonidae
Product: extensin-like
Exons: 2
Coding region: 120-668 (182 amino acids)
Source: RefSeq, a predicted model, not a curated record
UCUUCACAGUUCCUCAAGGCAUUGUCCAGCUGAAAAACAAACCAGGAAGAGAAGAGGGGAUGUCAAUGAUUCAUUUAUAUUCAUUACAGUAACACACUAGGGGUUGAAAUGAAACGCUGAUGGCAGUCAGGUACAGCAAUGGACUCCAGCCGGACCUUCCCGACCCCUCCCAGCCUCCCCCUCCCCUGCUGCCCAAACCAGACAAGGCCAAUGCCAGGCUGCAGAAACUCAUCAAGAAGAGUGCCAAGAAGAAAGCCCGACCCUCCCAGACUCCCAUCCCCUUCCGCUCCUGUCUGUCCCCCGUACACGAAGCUUCGGACCUCGAGCACAGCGACACACACUCGACUCCUCCCCGGUCACCGGACUUCAGUUUCCCCAUUAGGCCUCUGUAUGAUCCACAACCCCCCUCUCCGUUCUCGUUCCCCCCCAGUGGUCCAUAUGGUAACAAUCCUUAUGGCCAGACAGGGGUCUUUCCCCCACUGGACUACACCGCUCCCAUGCAGACAUCAGAGAACCAGGUGGCGCCCCUCUUUGAGUGCUCGUCGUUUAUGUUUGACGAUGACGACACAGAAAGCAUAAUGCCACCCUCGCCACCCCCCCACCCCCACCCGUACCUGAGUUCUCACAAGGCCCUGCAGUUCAUCUGUAUGACUUGUAUUCAUCUGUAGCACUG